Messenger RNA from Penicillium atrosanguineum, 1818 nucleotides. Its product is annotated as LipA and NB-ARC domain protein. The coding region runs from base 1 to 1818 and encodes 605 amino acids. The record is from RefSeq and is a predicted model, not a curated record. The transcript has a single exon. Lineage: Eukaryota; Fungi; Ascomycota; Eurotiomycetes; Eurotiales; Aspergillaceae.
AUGGAGUCUGCAAAUCUGCGGCCUGGACCGUCGGAUCAAUUCCGUAUCAGGCGGAAGCCCGUGUCAAACCCGAAUCUGCGUGGAACUGCAAAUGCAGAUCACCAGUUGUCUCACGCCACAAGCUCCCCUGCUCUAGUACCACCGUCAUUAUUGCGGCCCCCAUCUUAUACUGAACUUUAUGGACCAGCACCCCAAUCACCCCAAUUACCUCAACCCGAUUCCCUUCACAGGCCCCGAACGGCGGGUGCCACGACGUCAACAUCAACGACACCACCUCCACCACCUCCGUCAUCGGUCCAGAAAGCAUAUGGCGAAGCGCGUCACUUUCUCGGUGGUCUCAUUAAUCAUCCAACCGAGUCUAAUAAGCACUUUACAAUCUUACGGCAUUCUCAUGGCUUAGUGUUCUAUCGUGGUAACACUACAUCGGUGGCUGUAUCAAUAUUCUCCGAUGCCCCUUUGCCAUUUGACCGUACAAUAUGGUUACAGAGCAAAGGAUGGUCCGGAAACACCGGAAUGCGUACCAAAGCGCUGCUUCGUCUUAACAAUAGCUGGCUUGAUGUCACACCGGGCAUGCCGAUCCGGGCGGACCAAGUGAAGCCAGACGAUGAACGCGCCUGGCAGCGCGAUAUCAAAAAGUUCCGCAAAAAGGCACCUGCGCGUCCUCGAGAUACACAUAAAUUGCGAGAAACGACCGUUGUGCGAAUUCCUGCCGAGGCGGGUGAUGGCUAUUUCCAACUGGUCCUCUGUCAGGGACUAAAAAAGAAGGUUCUUUGCUACAGCCCGGUCUUUCGAGUUCUUUCGACGUCGGCCAAUCCACAUUCCCUCCGAGGAGCCAGCUUGAGUACACUGCCAUUGGAGGUUGGGGCAAUGGUAGUCAGCCUCUAUGCGCAGACGGCUGCUCGGACAGUAGCUACCCCUGCGGCGGCGGUAGUCACGGCCAAGGUGAAUCCCUAUCGCCCCUCGUGGGUGACGCAAACCGCGGUGCAGAAAGUCUACUCUGCUAGCGGAGUCCAGGAUAGAGUGGGCGGGGUUUUGAAUCCAUCUGUCGGUUCUAGUCAGAGAUCUGCGAUUGGUCAAGAACCUCCGCCAUUCACGGGUACUGAAGUGUCGCCUGUUCAUGAGGGGCCACAACUGCCUUUUCCAAUGAUCUUCAAAGCUCGUGGGGAGCUUGCACACACGCCGUCUCCCAACAGUCUCAACGAAACUCCAAAAAUGGCUCUAACGAAGGUUCCGGACUGGGUUCCCGAGCAGCUGCGUGGCUACUUCUUUGGCUGGGCACGUUUCUGUACAAACCUCACUAAAGAUGCUGCUCCUGGGCCGUGGUGUCCUAUUGUCUUCUCAAUCCGCACUUUGGAUCCCCUGCAGGUCUCAAGGGUCGAUAUGGCACAAAUUGCAAGGCGAACUGUGACUCUUCGUCUCUUGGAUGAGGUUCCUAUCCAGACGACCCAACUUGAUAUUCGACUCAUGGGAUUCCUUCGAGAUGACAUUCCACCUCCGACUGGAAGCAGCAGUCAAGAGCUUGCGGACGCACAGGCUGCAGCAGCGGAGGCCGCCCUUCUGGCCGAUGUUUACGAUGUAUCUGUGGUGCAGAACACAUUAGCCCAUCCGGCAUGGGCGCCAGAAGUGCCAAGCGCUGCCGAAAUUCAACGGCAAAAUACCAGCUGGGCUGAUAAAACUCGGGAAGGAUACGCCACUGCGAGAGCCCGUGGUCUUAAAUGGGUUGAGCAGGUGCCCUUGCACCGGCUUGGGGUUCGGUCAGCGACAGACGAGUGGAGAGAGAGGCAAGUUGCGGUGAAUGGAUUUUACAUAGUUCGAUAA